UAAGGCAACCAAAAAUUUUCUCUAUCCUCUUCCUCUCCCUCCACACCUCUUCUCUUUCUCUGCAGUACCUCUACCUCUCUCUCUCUCUCUCCCCCUCCCUCUCAAUGGAUGCCCAAGGCGUCCUCCACGCUGUUUCUCUCCAUGCCCACCCUUCCUCGUCCAAGCCACUCUCGACGACCCAACUCCGAUUCUCCAACCCCCUCCUUGACCUCCAGAAAUGGCUCCCUACCUCUCCAAAGACCCUCAGAACCACCACCACGUUCCCCCGAAUCCGGGCGGCCAUCAGCCGCACAAAGAAGGAGGAGACGGUGGAGGUGGUGCGGCAGCAGCUGGAGAACUGCUACCUCAUUGCCGGAAUCAAUUAUCAGGGCUUGACGGUGAAGCAGUUCCAGGAGCUCCGGAGUUCACUGCCGGAAAGCGUCAAGCUCAUCGUUGCCAAGAACACCCUGGUCCAGAAGGCGGUGGAGGGCACGCCGUGGGAGGCUCUGGAGCCGUGCAUGAAAGGAAUGAACGCCUGGAUGUUCGUCCACACGGAGGAGAUCCCCGGGGCGUUGAAGCAGUAUCGAAAUUUCCAGAAGGAGAAGAAGCUCGACACUAAUGACUACACGGGGGCGGUUUUUGAGGGGAAAUUCUACGCACCGACGGAGUUCAAGGCGCUGGAGACAAUGCCCACGAGGGCGGAGAUCUACGCGAAGUUCUUGGGGGCGUUGCAGGGUCCGUCCUCCUCGUUGGUAAGCACAAUUCAGGCGCCGGCGAGGGACAUUGUGAUGGUUCUGAAAGCGUACGUGAAGAAAUUGGAGGAGGAGGGAAGUGGGCAGUGAUGGAGACAUCCUCUUUUGAUUCGUAAAGGCAGCUGCUUCACUGUGAGACUCUUUGUUGCUUGAUUUCUUAGUUAAGAAAUUAUGUAGUCUAUUUUGGCUUGUAAUUGAUUCAAAUUUCGUGUAAAAAAGGAGGAACUCCCUGCAAUUUAGUCUACGAUCUUUUGGCAUUCCA
Nymphaea colorata (pocket water lily) is the source of this 993-nucleotide messenger RNA. Its product is annotated as 50S ribosomal protein L10, chloroplastic. Gene Ontology annotation, molecular function: structural constituent of ribosome. The record is from RefSeq and is a predicted model, not a curated record. Gene Ontology annotation, biological process: translation. Bases 105 to 821 code for a protein of 238 amino acids. NCBI's taxonomy places the organism in Eukaryota, Viridiplantae, Streptophyta, Magnoliopsida, Nymphaeales, Nymphaeaceae. The transcript has a single exon. Gene Ontology annotation, cellular component: large ribosomal subunit.